Messenger RNA from Mesorhabditis spiculigera, 456 nucleotides. Lineage: Eukaryota; Metazoa; Nematoda; Chromadorea; Rhabditida; Rhabditidae. The record is from the annotation of a GenBank genome assembly.
AUGCCCAGCUGUGGCGCCGAGCAUUUGACGAUGAAUUUCUGUGGAACUGUGAUUUCAUGCAACCCAGCCGAUGCUCAAAAAUAUUCGGGACGCCCGGCGAUGAAUACCACCACACAAUCUUGCUGUUAUAUUACGCAAAUUAAAGACCACGGUGAUUGUGAUACACGAGAGACUGUUGACAACACUGAGCCUGUCGUUGUGAUGGAGCGUCAACCCGUGGAUCGCGUUGUAUGCGAGUCAGAUGGUGGCUGGGUGGGAUGGGCAGUGUCAUCUGUACUCCUCGUAGUCAUCAUCAUCGAGACUGCCUAUCUUCUUCAUGCUCUCCUUCAUCGUCCUCUACACUCGAAGAUCUCUUCUCAUACCCAUAAUCAUCCCUAUAUCUCUUCUCCCUCUUCUUCUAUCCCAUUCCCUCAUCGGCCACUAAUCCAUAAGAAUCGGCCGCUGUUGGCUGAGCCU